This is a messenger RNA of Pediculus humanus corporis (human body louse), 471 nucleotides long. RefSeq lists its product as uncharacterized. The coding region runs from base 1 to 471 and encodes 156 amino acids. The transcript has 5 exons. Lineage: Eukaryota; Metazoa; Arthropoda; Insecta; Psocodea; Pediculidae. The record is from RefSeq and is a predicted model, not a curated record.
AUGGGUAGUUGUUUAGGACAUUGCCAUCUAAGUGGAGAAAAUUUCAGAUUCAUAUCAGCAAUAACGAACGUGACAAAUAAAAACAACGAUAAUUCUGAAUUAAGAUUGGAAUUAUUAGAUGAUGAAUGGUCAAUAUUAGAAGAAGACGAGGAUGAGUAUUUAAAAAGUUUGGAUUGCAAGUAUUCUAAUCAAUAUACACCAGCAUCUAUAAAUUCUUUAGAGUUAGAAUGGGAACAUUUACCUGAAAUGACUGUUUUUUCUACGAAUAUAGAAAAAGAAGAGCCUAAAAGUGUAACAAGUGCUGAAGUUUGGUCGAGAAUUUCUUCCGCUGAUUCUCUAGAGUGGGAUCAUGCCCAGGGUGAAACAAUAGAAAUGAAAGAUGAUAUGGAUACUGAAACGGAACAACUUUUACAAGAAAUAGAAAUGUUAACGACAAAAACACUUCAACAAACUAAUGAUUGGACCAGCUGA